Daphnia pulex (common water flea) is the source of this 2216-nucleotide messenger RNA. Its product is annotated as lipase 3-like. The transcript has 11 exons. Gene Ontology annotation, biological process: lipid metabolic process. Gene Ontology annotation, molecular function: hydrolase activity, acting on ester bonds. Bases 444 to 1772 code for a protein of 442 amino acids. NCBI's taxonomy places the organism in Eukaryota, Metazoa, Arthropoda, Branchiopoda, Diplostraca, Daphniidae. The record is from RefSeq and is a predicted model, not a curated record.
UCCGGGAACGUCACAGGUAGGCGAUACUAUCAGAUGCGGACAUCGAGGCAGACCGUUUCCCAAUGUUUUUCGAGGUUACUAGGUCUCCUGGAAGCAGCAUAGGAUAGCUACAGUCUAUUUUAUCUCGCACUAGCUUCUUCUAAAUACAACGACAACCUGCGCUAUAGAGUUUCCAUAUACCUAGUGAAGUCUAACACAGCACACACGGGGUGAAGAUAUACCCGAAGGCUGAAGGUGCAUUCAGCCAGCAGUCGACUGGCGAACACGCAACACGGUUGGUGACUCUUUAAAUGAGUGUGUCUGUGGCAGGCAGCAGUCUUCUUACACCACUCUUCCAGAACGCCAGUUGCUUAAUUCUGUAAUACCGCGCGCGGUUCCAAAAUUAGUUGAUUCAUUUGUGUGUUUGUUUUUCCCUCUACAUUUUACUGUACAUUUUGAGAGUGAUGGUGCCGUGGCUUCGGACAGAUCUCGUCGUCCAGCUUCUCGUCUUUUUAGUUGUGCUCGUGACCCACAGCAGUGAGAGCAAAACGACAACUGCCGCGCUACUGGGCAAAAUCAAGUGGCGCUCCAUCAUCAAAUGGACAAAUCUGUGGAUCAAAACCAAGAGGAGGAUCUCUCAAAAGCAGGACGCCAAUCCCGAAAUUUCCAUGACUUCCGUGGAAAUCAUUUCUAGUCGAGGGUAUCCAGUGGAAGUGCACACGGUAGUUACCGAUGACGGCUAUAUCCUUGAAGUCCAUAGGAUACCGCACGGCAAAGGUCAGUCGACAGACUCGAGCACACCUCUUGGUAAGCCAGUCUUCUUACAACAUGGUUUUUCGACCAGCGACGCCGACUGGCUCAUCAGUCCGUCUGAUCGAUCGCUAGCUUUUCGCCUGGCCGAUUUGGGAUAUGACGUUUGGUUAGGCAACGCGCGUGGGAAUAUCUAUUCACGCAAACAUGCAAAUAUUGACCCAUCAAGUGAAGCAUAUUGGAAAUUUUCAUGGGAUCAAAUGGGAACGUUCGACAUUCCGUCCGUGGUGAACUACAUUUUGACAAAGACCGGAAGAGCUAAACUAAGCUACAUUGGCCACUCUAUGGGUUGCGCCAUGUUUUUCGUUGCCAUGAUCAAUCGGCCAGAGUUGAACGAUCGAAUCGAAGUCAUGAUGGCACUGGCUCCGGCCACAGCUUUGGCCCAAAUGAAGAGUCCAAUCCGCUACUUUGCGCCCUUCGCCACGCCACUCCAAAUCGUCCUGAGGCUAUUGCGAACGCGGGCUUUUUUGACUCGGGAUGAUUUGAUGCAUCGGCUUCAAGCGGCUUUUUGCCGUGAACAGGAUCGACACAAAACUUUCUUUUGUCGAAACAUGGUUUUUGCUCUGGUCGACGAUGAUUUGCGCAACAUUUCCCCGGAUCUCUGGCCCGUCAUGGAUGGCCACGUACCUGCGGGCACUUCAGUUCGCACGGCAGCGCAAUUUGCCCAAAAUUAUAACUCAGGCGAGACUUUCAUACCCUACAGUUACGGUUGGUUGCGAAAUUUGCAGCGGUAUAAUGGGCGGCUCACCCCACCACCCUACGAACUAAAUAAAGUGACGUGCCCCGUCUACAUCUUUUACGGUGACAAUGAUCUUUUAGUUGGUCCGGGGGAUGUUGCCUGGCUGGCUGGGAAACUGGGGAACGUGAAAGAAUCGAUUAAAGUGGACCACGAACUGUACAAUCAUUUCGACUUCUUGUGGGCAACGGACAACAAUCGAGUCCUUUACGAUCCAAUCAUAUCCCGUCUGCCAUCGGCAUUGUGAUUGUGAUCUAUUCGAAACGAACUUUGCUGAGCAUUGUUCUUGUACAUAUAAAGUCUCAUUUUUAUUUAUUACUCCGUGGCGCAUUCUAUGUUGACACAGUCAAUCGACCAUUCAAGAGAUAAAUAUUUUUGAUGCGCAUUAUUAUUAGCUACGGUAUAUUAUACUUGCCAUAUUUAUAAAAACACUCGAAAUGAUUUAAUAUGAAAUACGGACGCCAUAAUGUGCGCAUUCUUAUGAUUUCCCGUUAUUUAUAUGAUGAUAUAAUCAUUUAACUAUAUAGCUUUGCGUAGUAUGAAGAAAUGGACAAUGGAGUUGCAUCUAUCCGGUAUUGCAUCUAUAUGGGGUCUGAAUUUAUUUUUACAUACAUUUAUCGGACCAGCAAAAAAUAUUGAUGCAACUAUUAGACACAUUUUAUUUGUUCCUCGCAAGGUAUAAACGGCGAAC